Molecule: messenger RNA, 15173 nt
Organism: Diabrotica virgifera virgifera (western corn rootworm)
Lineage: Eukaryota; Metazoa; Arthropoda; Insecta; Coleoptera; Chrysomelidae
Gene: Hr3
Product: probable nuclear hormone receptor HR3
Exons: 10
Coding region: 871-2643 (590 amino acids)
Biological process (GO): regulation of transcription by RNA polymerase II
Cellular component (GO): nucleus
Molecular function (GO): nuclear receptor activity; RNA polymerase II cis-regulatory region sequence-specific DNA binding; zinc ion binding
Source: RefSeq, a predicted model, not a curated record
CAAGGACCGAUCCAUGAGAUCUCUGCCAUACCUCAACUACAUUCCCGUAUUACUUCAAAGAUACACGGAUAAUUUGCUAGGACGGACUUUUCUUAAAAAAAUGUCCAAAAUAUGUGGUGGUUGUACAUAGAAGGUGACAUUUUUUUGAAGAAAACAGGGGUGAUCAAAAAACGGGAGUGUCAAUGUGGACGAAUAAGAACUUUGGUUGUUUAGUGGCGAACAGGUAGUGAGAAAGUGAUAAAUAAACAUUCUUAACAAAUUCUUAAUUAGUUUUUAGUAUAAAAUAAAAGGAAUAAAUCUGAAGGCUCGUGUGGUAAAUACAAUAAAUUAUUUUCUUACAUAAUUAUUUUUUUUUCGAGAAAGGAAAUCUCUUCCGCAUAACAGGUCAAAAAUGAUAAGGCUGAAAUAAUUUGCGAUUGUUUGAAAGCAAUAUUUGCAUAAUCAGGUAGUAGGUAUCUUCAAGUGUUGCGUGUAAACAAAUUUUGUAAAUACUUGAUUUAGAUAAUUAGUUCUACCUCGUUGUUUUCAUAAUCGGUCAUUCACUCCACGGAGUAAAAAUAAACUGGCUAGUGAUAUCAUUCAACUCAUAAGUAAUUUCUGCCUUUUAAUUCUUUUUUAAUCACAUGGGAAUAAUUCAGGUGGUCGUGAUGUGCCUUUUUCUUUUUCGAUAGAGUUUCUUCUUUCUUUUCGCGGAGCUGAUAAGUGGAUUUCUUUUUGAUAAUGCGGCAGUGUUUGGCACUUUUCGGCGGUUAUUAACCUCAAGUUCAUUGGCUCCGAUGUGAACCGCGCCUCCAAAAGAUCACUUCCAAAACGUAAGGGCAAAAAAAUUCUCUACUGUGUACGUACGUAUGUACAGGUCGGGUGAUAUGUAUGAUACCUACAUGGUUUUUCGUGAUAGUGUGGAUGCAGAAACUUGACAUUUCCGGGUUCAUUGCAAAGUUUAUGAAGUUAUUUAUGCACAAUUUGCUUAAAGCCCAAAUUGAGAUAAUUCCCUGCAAAGUAUGUGGGGAUAAGAGCAGCGGCGUGCAUUACGGGGUGAUCACCUGCGAGGGAUGCAAAGGAUUUUUUCGGAGGUCCCAGAGUUCGGUGGUGAACUACCAAUGUCCGAGAAACAAGAAUUGCGUAGUCGAUCGAGUAAAUCGCAACAGAUGUCAGUAUUGUCGCUUACAGAAAUGUUUGCGAUUGGGCAUGAGUCGGGAUGCGGUAAAGUUUGGUAGGAUGUCGAAGAAGCAACGGGAAAAAGUAGAAGACGAAGUCAGGUUCCACCGAGCUCAACUGAGAGCGCAAAGCGAUUCUGCGCCUGACAGUUCAGUUUUUGACCCUCCCUCACAGUCCACUGGGGAUCAACUCCAUUAUAACAAUGGAUAUCCCUACAGCAACAGUGAUGUGGGUGCCUAUACGCCGUACUACACGGGCCAGACACAAGUCCAGCCUAACAGUAUAGGUUACGAUAUAUCCGCGGACUACGUGGAUAGCACCACUGCCUAUGAUCCUAGGCCAGGCCUGGAUCCUCUCAAUGAUAACACCAGCCUAAUGACGAGUAUGGUCACUGCAGGCAAUACUAACACUAAUGGUGGAGGGACCGGUGGCGGGGGAGGCGGUGGAGGUGGAGGUGGCGGCGGCGGUAAUAAACAAACGUUAACGAUAAGCGACAACCGCACUUUCAAACGAGUAACUCAAACUUCGAGUACCACUCUGUCGGGUGGUACGAUGGUGUCCGUGAAGCAAGAAGGGAACGUCGAAGCACUUGUACCCUCUUAUGUAGAUAGUACGACUUUCGUUAACUCGCCCAACGUACAACAGGGUAGUACGGCCAGACAGACGUUGGUGACGCAAGGUAUCCAGCAGAGAAGCGGCGAUGAUUGUGAGUCUGUUACUUUGCCCAACCCAAGUCAGAUAUCAGAACUGCUAUCGAAAACUAUAUCCGACGCACACACUCGAACAUGUUUAUACACGUUGGAGCACAUCCACGAGAUGUUCCGAAAACCUCACGAUCUCUCACGACUGUUAUUUUAUAAGAACAUGGCGCACGAAGAAUUGUGGCUCGAAUGUGCACAGAAACUCACAACAAUCAUCCAACAAAUUAUCGAGUUUGCUAAAAUGGUACCUGGAUUCAUGAAAUUAUCGCAAGACGAUCAAAUUGUUUUACUAAAAGCAGGGAGUUUUGAGUUAGCAAUAAUCCGGAUGUCGAGAUAUUUGGAUCUCUCCCAAAAUUGUGUUUUAUACGGAGACACCAUGCUCCCACAAGAUGCCUUUUUCACUUCGGAUACCGCAGAAAUGAAGUUAGUGACGUGUGUAUUUGAAGUUGCAAAAAGCAUAGCGGAGUUGAAGUUGACGGAAACGGAGUUGGCACUCUACUCUGCUUGUGUUCUUCUGUCUCCAGAUCGACCAGGACUGAAAGGAGUAGGGGAGAUCGGACGACUAAGCCAAGCUGUCGUAAGAGCUCUCAGACUGGAACUUGAAAGGAAUCAUAGCCUACCCAUCAAAGGCGAUGUUACUGUCUGUGACGCGUUGUUAACAAAAAUUCCAACACUAAGGGAAAUAAGUAUGCUCCAUAUGGAUGCGUUAGGAAAACUAAAAAGAUCGGCGCCACAUUUGGAGUUCCCAGCGUUACACAAGGAGUUGUUCAGUGUUGACAGUUGAAGCUGAAACUUCUCCAGAACUGUCUUUGGGGCAGCAUAGGGUAGCUAUUAUUCCUUCUAACUGAAUGUAUCGGCCUUAAUACAUAAAUAAUAUUAAAAUAUAAUUUCGUUAUUACAAGUAAAAAUUUAUUGUUGUGACAUAGAAAUUUAACAAAUAAACGCAGAUCUCUAAAGAUUCGUUUGAAAAACCGCGAAAUACGAUGCUAACCAGGCCCUGAUUUAAAAGUACAACUUAUUCUUUGAUAUUUGUUGUUACAUUCCGGUACCCCCAAAAAACGAUUUCAUCCAAUAACCUUUUGGUUCAUUAGGAAGUGACACAGAAAACACAAUCCAACAUUAUGAAUUAAGAUAAGUUGGUUUAGAAGUCAAUUUUGGUUGCCUUAAUUGGUAAGUAAUAACAUGGAAUUUUUGUAAUGUGCAGAAACCAGCAGUGAAAGCAAAAUGAGGUAUACCUUCGAUUAUAUAGGUUUGUUCCAACACACGAUUUUUGUACGUUUCAGAAAUCAUCACCAAACCGCCUGUACCGUUUUUUGGAGCAUGUUCAUCAUUUGCACCGUCCGGUGACGGUAACUCGAAAACCGAUCCUAGUGCGCAGGUCACCCCAACCCGUACUUGCAUUUAUCCGUGUACUGAAAUGAUCGUCACGAAACUGUCACUGGACUACUGGACGAUCACAAUUUUUGUUGGAAAAAUCGGAAGGACGAUGUGAUGAACUGUUUGUUGGAACGUGUUUUGUUUACUGCGCAGGAGCGUGAUCGUUUCAUGACGGUUUUUCAUUUGUUUGGAACAAACUUUAUAAUACUAGUAAUUUUGCCCGUCGCCAUGCGAUGACAGGGAUCCAAUCAAUUGCCAUCCAUUUUUUUCCUGACUCCCUCCCUGUUAUGUAUUCCCGGUUGUGUUAUAUGGAAUGGAGGCGUACACAAUGAUCUCAACAUUACUGAAAAAAGUAGUGGCAUUCGAAAUGUGGGCUUACCGACGUAUAUUACGUAUAUCCUGGACGUGGCCAACGAGGAGGUAUUAGGUACGCCGGAUAGGUAAAGAGAGAUAAAAGGAGAAUUAGACUUGCAUGGGCGACAUUACAUGGACGACAUAAGCGCCACACAGUUUGGAUUCAGAAGUGGACUGGGAACACGGGAAGCUUUGUUUGGUCUGAGUGUGUUAAUGCAAAGAUGUUUGGAUGUAAACCAAGACUUCUACCUAGGUUUCAUAUAUUUUGAGAAGGCCUUCGAUAAAUCAGACACCAAAAGCUGUAUGAAAUCCUAAGAAGCAAAAACAUCGACAGUCGCGACAUUAACAUCAUAUCCAGGUUGUAAUGGGGACAAACAGCAAAAAUCAAGGUUGAUAAUGAGUUAACCGAAGAAAUUGAGAUUCGUCGAGGUGUGCGUCAGGGUUGUGUGCUUUCUCCACUACUAUUCAAUAUAUAUAGCAAAACAAUAUGUCAGGAAGCGCUCCUAGAGCAAAACAUUGGUAUGAACAUUAACGGAGAGUUAAUUAACAAUAUACGAUACGCUGAUGACACGCUAAUAGUAACAGAUAACCAAAUUUACAGUAUUUGAUGGAAAACAUAAACACUCAUACCAAUAAGUAUGGUCUAAAACUGAACAUCAAAAAGACUAAAUUUAUGAUUGUAACAAAGAAGCUAUACACCAAUGUGAAUUUAACCAUAAAUAAUCAGCCAGUUGAAAGAGUUACGUCCUUCAAAUAUUUAGGGGUUUGCUUCACUGAUACUAAUGACCAGACAAGAGAAAUCAAGAGGCGAAUAGAGAUAGCGAGACAAUCGUUUGUCAAAAUGAAAAAGUUCCUAUGCAGCCGGGAUAUAAAUAUAAACUUAAGAACGAGAAUGUUAAGGUGCUAUGUUUUCUCCGUUUUGCUGUACGGCAUGGAAGCUUGGACACUGAAAAAUAUAAACAUCAAAAACAUUGAUGCAUUCGAGAUGUGGUGCUACAGGAGAAUGUGGAAAAUACCAUGGACAGAAAGACAGAAGACAGAAAAGGAAGGAAUACGAAGUCAUAAAAACCAUACAAACGAAAAAACUGGAAUAUCUAGGACACAUAAUGUGAGAAGAAAAGUACUCUCUGCUAAGGCUCAUAAUCCAAGGAAAAAUCUCGGGAAAGAGAAAUGUGGGACGUAGGAGGAUUUCCUGGUUGCGAAAUUUAAGGGAGUGGUAUGGGUGCAGUUCAAUACAGUUGUUCAGAACUGCAGCCAACAAAGUUAAGAUUACUGUGAUGGUAGCCAACCUCCGAUAGGAGACGGUACUGCCAGAAGAAGAAGGGCGACAUUCGAGAAAAUUAGCUAUAUCCUGAAAAACUAGAAAUAUGCCCAAUACCUCCGCACAAAAGUAUAUAAUCAAUUUGUUCUACCUGUACUUAUAUAUGCGGCACAGACAUGGACCUUCACAAAGGAAAAUAUGGAAAAGAUGGCCAAGACUCAAAGGGCAAUGGAAAUAUAGAUGCUGGGUAUCAAGCUAAGUGAUAAAAAGAAAAAUACAUGGAUCAGAAAUAAAACCAAACUGAAGGACGUAAACAAACAUGCAACUACUCUCAAAUGGAAAUUUGCAGGACACAACAUCAGACAAAGAGACGGAAGAUGGAAUGAAGCGAUAACUCACUGAAGACCUUGGGACUACAAAAGAGGAAGGGGCAGACCACAGAUGGGAUGGUUGAAUGACCUAAAAAGACACAGCAGGGACCAGAUGGACAGCAUUAGCACUGAACCGAGAAGAGUGUAAAGAUAAGGAGGAGGCCUAUGUUCAACUUUGGACAAAUGAAGGGCAAUAGAUAGGUAAAGAGAGAGGUAGGAAUAACUAUAAAGAAAAGAAAGUUGGAAUAAUUUGGUCACGGUAUGAGGCACAAUAAAUUUAGAGUACUACAGCUAUCAUCCAAGGGAAAAUAGAUAGCAGAAGGGGUCCAGAGAGGAGGAAACACUCGUGGCUCCAAAACUUGCGGCAAUGGUUCGGAUUGUCAUCUGCCGAACUAUUCAGAUCUGUCGUAAACAAAAACAGAAUAGCGAUGUUAAUUGCCAACGUUCAGAACGGAUAAGGCACAUGAAGCAGUUAAGAUUCGUGAGAAAUCUGAGUACUUUCUGCGCAUAAACAGCCAACUACAGCCUACAUUUUAGUAUGGUAGUCGUAAAUAAUAAAGCUCUAAGCGCUACAGAAGAAGGUCACAUUAGUAUGAAAAUUUAAAAGACUGAUUUUAAAAGACGUGUGGAAAAAUGGAAAAGUCAAAUUGAAGACAACUACUAGCUAUAAAAGGAGCUUCUUCUAAGUUCUUAGAUACGUGCAAUUUGUUUUUUGGGGAAUCACCGGUUAAUGUACCUUCCAGAAUGUGAAAAUUCUGAACCUAGGUGCUCAUUGAUUUUGAUGAAAGAAAUUUUGCGGUUUUUUAAAUCAAAAGCGCAUUUACAUAAUAUCUGCCACUUUAACAUAACACGCUAUUCUACACAUAUAAGGUUUAAACUUAUACACUAUUGAUACCUAUAUAACGUUUUGGCCACCCUGUUAUUAAAUAGUAAGGACUUAUUUUAGUUUUUAAAACAUAGUGUUUAGACUGCGUUUAUAUACGUAAUGUACACAUUAGAAUAUUUGCCACCAGUCACCCGUCAAAAACUUAAAUAUAUAUCAAAGUCUGAUAUAGUAAGGUAUGGUCAAGUAUUAUUAAAAAUUGUAUGUCUAAUAAUAGGCGCAAAUAAUCAUUUAGUUCUGUGGAUAGGACGUUGAUUCAUACUAUUAUCCAAACAAAAUUAAAACUACUGCACAGCACAUUCAUUGUAAUGCCAGCCACUCACUAUCAGGUACAUCUGACAGAUACACCUGAACAGUUACACCUGCCAGGUGUACCUGAUAGUGUGUGGAAGGAAAUAAACUCUUUAGGUCGCCUGAGGGGCUAGUUAUUCCUGUCACACACUAUCAGGUAGACCUGACAGGUCUAACUGUUCAGGUGUACCUGUUCGGUACGUGAUCGGAGGCAUAAAUCUUAUAUGUACCACGCUUAGAACAUAAAGAACUACAGUAAGCGCUAACCUACUAAACAGCUACAUAAGAACAUUGAGCGAUUACAGUCCUGGACACUUCACUUGUUGCAAUGUUUAUUUUUUAUGUCUAGUGACGUUUAUAACGUCAGAAAAUGUAUACAAACUGAACAUUAACAUAGAAAGUUGACAAAUAUAAUAAUAGAUCAGCUGUAUUAAAUACAGCUAAUCUAAUUUGACGUUUAUAGUUGUCAUUGUAUUAAAGUUGUAAAAGUUUUAAAGUAUUGUAAUAUUCUUGGUGUUUGAAUAAAGUUAUUUUAAAGCAGAGUAAUAAUACUAUUAAAAUUAAUGUAUUUUUUAUAUGGAAAAACAAUUAUUUUGAAUAGUUUCUUGACAGUAACAUGACAGGGAUAAAAGUCACAUCUGAGAGCGGACCGGAUUAGCCCAUAGCCAUAGGUGACCAUAGCAAUUAGGUACCUACCCAUGUGUCUAGUACGGUGGCUCUUACUGUAUGUUGUAACGUACCACGUGUACGGUUGGAUUUCUAAGUUAUAGGCAGCCAUCAUUACACUAAUUGAAUAAUUAGUCACCUGAUCCAUAAGCAAUCAACAUUACAUUAUUUCUUAUCAAAUAUUGUAGGGGUUUGUAUGUUUUUCAAACAUAAAUGUAUUCUUCCAUUCUCAGGACCGUAAGACCUACCCCAAAUAAUAAAUUAUGAAUACCUUUUAUUACAUUUGUUUUUGUAUUUCGAAGUUUCUAUACAUUUAUGAAUAUAUAUUUGUUUAAAAGUGACUAUUGAAUACCUUCUACAGCAUGCGAUAAGAUCAGAUACUUUUUGUUAUAGAAAUCAAGUCAAAUUUUUAGAAAAAUUUGAUUUGCUUGUGAUGUUUGCAAAUAUUCUCAAAUCACUUUAGUUUUAGAUUUAUUCUAGCUAAAUUACAAUAAAAUAUAGAAAGACUGUAAGCUUAAUCGGUAAGUUUUUACUAUUUCUCAACGCGGUGCGUUUUUUUAUAGCUACAGAACUCUCGGCCCUUUGAUGGUAGCCUUUUUAGUCACCGCUAACACUGUAUACUAGAUUUGUACUAGGAGAACAUCAUGAAGGAAAUCUUCUCCCUUGGUAGUGUGACAAUGAUGACGAAAAAAAAGCAAAAAAUUUAAUUGAAAUUGAAAAAGUAUUCAGUAUAAUCUAUAAUAAUUUAUGUAUUAAAUAAACUAAACGCCUUCACUAGCUAUCAAUACAUAACUACAUACCAAAACUAAAUUGCAAAAAUAACUUCUUCUGAAGAUACUCUCUCCAUUACUGAAGGUUGGCUAUAACUACAGCAAAUUGCUCUCUAUCUUGAGCGAUUCUUAGUAUCGAAUGUGUGUCCAUGCCUAUCCAGUCUAUUACAUUCUUCAGUCAGGAGCAUUUUCUUCUUCCUGGACUUCUUCUCCACUUUCCCUUCCAUUUCUCCUCUGUGAGAAAGACACAACUCUUUUCUCCAAAAGUAACUACCUACCUGAAAAGUGAUGUUUCGCUCUUCUAACUUCCGCGACCACAAACAGGACACCUAAAUGGAUUUUUACUACAGUAUUACGUAAUUGACCCUCAAACAUUAAAAAUAAAAUCUGCUUUUCACAUCAAAUAUGCUUGUUGGAAUACAGGUAAUAGAUUGACGAUGAAAACCAUUUUCUAUUUCAUAUUUAUCGAUACGCUCUGAUGCUUAUAUCUUCUUCAGGGGUUUGUUCCAUUCCAUUUCAUACUGCCAAGGAACUUUAAACGUAUCGUGUUUAAAGUUACUCAUUAGAAAAACUUACAUAUUCUCACAUAUUAUAAAGCUCAUAUACAUUGUUUCCAGUUGCUACUCAAAUCUUCCAUCAGAAGACCAACAGUUCUACCAUUAUUAAUAAUUAAGUUUACUUGGUGACACAUGGUUUUAUAAAAGUACUAUAUAUAAAGAGAUGUAUAUGUAUAAAUUAUAUGAAAUAGAGCAUAGAAUAUUUAUAAAAUAGAAAUUUAACUCGGUUUUCUUUAUACUGGCUUUGUUUCGUUUUGGAAUCGAACUUUUUUAUUGACGCUCCAAAAUCAAACAAAGCGCUUGCAGAUCUGCAGAUCAUUACCUGAAAGGAUAUUUCAUAAACAUCUACAGGGUUUUAUAUAUGAUAAAAUGAUUGUGUUUAAGUAUAAUCAAUUUUGGUAUCUUUAAUUUAUUUAUAGAUUUUCAUAAUAACACUGACCUUGCUAUCAAAAUUGCAUUUACGAAUUUCACAUUUUCACUCACUAAUAACAAUAAUUAAACUCUAACUGAUCAGUACCAAUCUGAACCCGAGCCUCCUGGGUGAAAGCUAGGCAUCCUAGCCACUAGACCAUUUUGGAUGUUGGGUAUUGAGACAAAUACUUGGCAUAUAAGUUUUAGUGCAACAGUAUUAAAAUAACUAUGGUUUUUGGAAAUAAUAAAACUCAAUGCAUCUGUAAAAGCUGUUGAAUAUUGCAUUGUCAUCUAGUUCUGAGCUAUUCUGAAAAUAUAAGAUCUGUAGCUAGUCGGGAAGUAUGUGUAAAAUCGAUUACAAGAUUUUUGGACACAGUGACACACAGACAGACAAAGAAUAAGUGUAGUAUAUAAAAAUGUUUUAAUAAUUGAAAUUAAAGGAGGAUUCCCGAUGUAUUUUCUAGAAUAGUAUAAGAAGCAGAUAUGUGAAUCCAUCCAGAACGAAACAGCAACAAAUAUCCCGUCAAGUAAAUAAAUUCUAAAAACUGAUUUCCUUGAGAUAAAGACCUUAGAUAAAGAGUCACAAAUGAGGAGUUUCUCAGGAGAAUGAAGAAGAACCGAGAGAUACCUACUGACCACCAUUAAAUCUCGAGAGUUACAAUACUUCAGAGAAGCGAGGUUCAGGAAGAAUAACAUCCUAGUUAAAGGACCUCAGAACCAGUUUACACACCACAUCUGUGCAGCUUCUCCAUGAUUCUGGAUAAAGAUUGCCAUGAUGAUCGCCAACAUUCGUCACGUAUAGGCACAGAAAAAAGAAGAGUAUAGUCAACUUCUAGAAAUAUUGUUUCACAAGUGGGUUUAAUGUUUAAUAAUAAUAGAUCUUGUCUUGAAGAUCUACACAUCACUCAUGAUGUUCAAUAAAGCUGAAACAGUACAUGUAUGAUGUUGAUCUCCAAAGUUAUUUAAUGAUAUUUUACUCAUUUGUAAAUUAAUUUAAUAAUUAAGAUGUCUUUUUUAUCAAAAUCAUCACUUUCAUCAUCAUCAUAUCAUCAUUAUCCUCUUCAACAUGGAAAUAGAAGAUAGCUGUAAGUUUAUUAACCAUAUUCGUUUUCACAUUACUAUCAUUUCUUUUAACAUUUUACACUUUUUCUAUAUAGGUCAUACUAUAACACAUUGUGAUAUCCUAUAUAAAUCUUCCCAACCUUUUUAUACUAAUGUUAAAGAAUAGAAUCAGAUUAAAGCUUUUAAAUCAUUAUAGCAGACACGUACUCUCAAAAAAUAGGCAGUUAUUCAAUGUUUAUGCAAUAUUUUUUCUGAAAUGCCAGAAUACAUAAGUCUACUUUAAGGUUAGAUUAUAGAGUUUUGGAGAUAUUAUCCGUUGUCAAAAGACUAAUUUUAUAAUUCUGAACUUCAUGUCAACUGAAAUACUUUUUAAUCGUAAAUAAAUUAAACAUUCAAACACUGAACCACGUAAUUCAGCCCGUGAAAUCUUCCACAACAAUUUGUUUUGGUCCUUCGAGCCCGAUAUCUAACCUGUCAAAAUGACAUUUUUAUAAUAUUAAUUCUUCUAUCAUUAUGCCACUAAUCACCUUUGGAGUGCACCUGAACAGUAUUUUUUGAAAAACUUAUAAAAACAGUGACAGUGAUUUUACCACGGACAAAAUAAUUAACACUUUAAAACUAACCUUGCCGGGAGUGUUCCGUUUCCAGAAAUUUUUGAAAACGCCAAAUCUCUCGAAUCCCUAAUCCAUAGAAAUCGACCCUUUAUCGAACAACCCAUCUCAUCCUUUCCCCUACAUCUGUUUUGGUAAGACUCUUGAUACUUGUUUUAUGUUCAUAUAUAGAACAAGGCCCCUUUGGCAUGACGCUAUCUUUUAUUUUUUCCGCAAAUCACAUUCGAUUUAAACCCUUCAUUAUUUAUUUCUUGAGGCACUCUCUUUCCAACAUCCCCUCAUACGUCACGAUCCAACGAGCCAUUUAACCCCCACCAAAAAAGCGCCAAAAACGAGAAGAAUGGGCCAUAUAUUUUUUUUUUCAAAAUUUCCCUAGAAUCUGGGGAAAAUUGAUUUUCUCUCUCGCUCUAACACAUUGGUUCUUAUAGAACGCGCUGUUGCCAGAUUCUGUGAAAUAUCCAGUUUUUCAGAAAUAUAAUUUUUUGUUAUAUUAUAGUUUCGGUUGACAUAAAGUGACAUCGUCUCCUUGGAUUUAACCCAGUGUUACUAAAAUUACUGUUAAUUCGACGUUAACAUCACACUUUGAUAUAUUAUCAGUCAGUGAAUUAAGUAAUGAACAUUUUUGUAUAGCAUUUUUACCUGUAGACUAGAUUUAAGAAUUUGACAAAAGUUAAUAUCUUAAUACGUAUUUCGAGGGCUAUAUACCUAGUUGAGACUAUCUAACGAUCAAAUCAAGUAUACGUUUAAAUAACGCAAAGUCUACUUUGUCUUAGUAAGGUAUUAGUUGUAGUUGUAGGAAUGUUGGUAAGUAAAUAAAGAAGAAAAAGUUCAAACUAAAUAAUAGUACCUAAUAGUUUGCCAGAACAUUUUUAAUCUAUAUUAACUCCAAAGAAUGAAAAGUCUUUAUGUAACUAUCAGAACUAGUUUUAUCAUCAAUUUCGUGUGCUGUACUUUUAAUAUUGAAAACGUUAUAAACCGACAUGUAGUAGUAGAAGUAAUAAAAAACCAUAUCAUCUGAUAAAGAAAGAACAAAAAAUAACUCAGAUUAACAAAAUUCGAACACACCUAUACAAAAUACUAAUAUGUACUGUUGAAACUCAAUAAAUAUAUUAAAUAAAAUUUUGUGAAAAAAUAUACAUGGAAGACGAAAGUUUUGGUAUAGUUUGUAUAAACACAAAACUUCUAUAUUUACUGGCUAACUUUCUUUAACAGACAGUAGUACUUACACAACCAUUUGCUAAAAAUAGUAAUACCGUAGAGUUUUUGCAUUAAAAAUGAUUGCAAUUUUUUAUACAUAGUCGCUACUUUUUUGACCAGCUAAUAUUUUGGAAUACAUGUUAAGCGAAACGGCUAAAAAUGCGAACAAUGGUUGUUAGGUAGUAUCUGACUAUUGUUAUAACAUGUAAGGCACUGCUAUUUUUAUGUUUCUUUUAAAUGUUAACUGUUAGAUCAGGUAUACGUAUUAAUUUAAACGACUUUUUUACUCUUUGUGAAUAUUUUAAUAAUUGAUCUUUUAUGUGUUUAUUUAGAUUUUUAAUUGCGUAUGAAAUACGGUUUUUAUAUGAAUUUUUAUAUUGUAUAGAAAAAAAUAUAAAAUUAGAAAUUAGUAGAGUAACAGUCUGAUGAACAUAUGCUACCGUUUUGUAUGAAUCGUUUAAUUAUAUGCUUUUAAUAGAUCCAAAUAGUCCAAAAUUUGAAAAAAUUCUUCUGUUAUGACAAAACGUAGAAAAAAGUAAAACCUAAAUUACUGCAGGCAAACAUUCUCUUCUUGGUUAAGCGCUUGGUGGAAAAACUUUCAAAUCUUUUGAAAUCAAAUUGAAAAGUUAAGUAUUUACUUAAUAUUUGGUAUAUAUCUUUUGCAACAUGGGCUUUUAACAACAGCGUAGUCCACAAACUUUGACUCAGUGAGCUAUGGAACGGAGAAUGCUCAACAUUAUUGAUGGCAAAUCCAAUGAAGAAAUAAGAAAAGGCGAUCAAAAAUACCAGAUGCGAUCCAGAAGAUUACCAUGUUAAAUUGGAACUGGGCAGGACACACAGGAAGACUGGAAAACAACCGUUGGAUGAAGCGAAUUCUUGAAUGGCGAACAAGGGCAAGUAAGAAAAGUAGAGGCAGACCUCAAACCAGAUGGACUGAUGACAUCAAGCUAAUGGCUGGCCACGAAUGGCAACAUUUUAUUUCUGUUCCCAAUUCAGAUUCAAUGUCAUCCAUAGGCCAUCACCAUCUUCAUAGAUUUAAAAAAACUGACUUUAAAAACUCCAGAACCAUAGCCCUCAUCCACUUCCAUAAACUAAGAAUUAUUCGAGAAGCCAUAGAUAUUGAAAAACGUCCGAAUUGUUUAAAUAAAAAAAAGAUCGCACCCGGUUGCUCUCGACAUGGAGACCUCUCCUAAAGAAAUCAUCGUUUUUUAACUGUGUUACUAAAUUGUCCUACACAUCCUUUUCCAUCGGUUUUCGUUAUAUUAAUAGCUUUUCUAUAUUGUUGGCACCAGUGGUAUAGUCAAAAAGUUAUUCAAAUUUUUCUGUAACACUACAUCUCAAUAUUGUUCUGAAGCUAUUUCGUUGUGACAUUUAUGUAAUUUAUUAUUUUAAAUGCGAAAUAAGCCACAAUUUAACUUAAAAAAUGAGUGUUAUUAAACGUCAACAAAAUCAUUUUAUAAGUUAAAUUGUGGUUUAUUUCCCAUUUAGAAUAAUAAACUACAUCUCAAAGGCGUCAAUUCUUCUAUCUGCCGUUCUAUCUUAAGAUAGUCAAUAUCUGAUACAACGCUGACUGAAAAUCACAUUAACUGAGAUAUAUUUUCUGUUCCAUAGAUAUUAUAAGAGAGAAAGAGAGAGAGAGAGAAAGAGAGAGAGAGAAAGAGAGAGAGAGAGAGAGAGAGAGAGAGAGACAAAAUCGCCAUAUUGGUAUGAAAAAAUAUUCUUUUACAGUUUCUAAUACCUCAAUGAUUUAAUAAAAAAAAUUCGUCGUCAUACAGUAUAAGACAGACCUUGAAAAUAGGUUUUUAACAACACCUAACCACAUAUAUAACACUAAAUUUUAGUAAUGUCAUAUAAAAAAAUAAUUCCUUAACUAGUAUUUAUCAAGAAUUAUUGAUAAAUUACUUUAAAUUUGAAUAUUACCUAAUUGAUACACGUGAUAAUAAUUAUUAUUCAUGAAGUAUUUGUCAUUGUCAUUUGUCAAUGUCACUGGUCAUUUGUCAUUGUCACUUGUCAUUUGUCUUGUAAUUUGUCAUUGUCUUUGUCAUUGUCAUGAGUGUCAUCUGUCAGAUGAUUAAUACAUCGCGGUAGACAUAAAUUCGCCGGACUCUAAUGUGCGUUACAUGAUUGUAAAAUAGCCGUUCUUGUAAAAUUGAGGGUUGGCAUGGGGUAAUGGUAUAGUUAUUGUUAAAUAUUAAUGGAUAAAAAAUGUUUCUUUAUUACAAAAUAAAUACUGUACAUUUUUAUUUAUUAGAUUCUCACUACUGGUGAAAAGUUUAAUUAGUUUCUAACACAUUUUUUGUUUACAUAUUUUAUUUCUGUUGGUUAUAAUCCUAAAAAUUUAAUUGUUAGUUUCAGAGCUAUCUCACGAUACAUAGGACCUUAAGUAUGGUAAUAUUCACCAACAAAACAUUAUUUUAUUUAGUAAUAAUCACAGUAUCUAUUAAUUCUAUUCACGUAUAUAAAAUCAGCUCCAUGCUCAGUUAAAAUGAGCAUUUUGAAUAUGCAUAGACCGAUAUCAAAAAUAUUUUUUUUAAUUUGUCAGUAAAUGUCUCAAAUUUUAGAAACUCUUCAGCUAAAAUCUAAUUUUUGUUAUAAUGUAAAGUCGAAGAAGAAAAAAGAAAACAAAAAAUUGUCUAUUUGAUGCAACGUACUUUUUUUUUAAUUUUGUUGGUAUAUUUAAAAUCUAUAUCUAAUCAAACUAGCACUGCCUUUUAUCUUAUUGUGAAUAUAUCGAUAUACAUAGAAUAUAAGGAGUAUUCUUAAAGUACCUACAUAUAUUUUAAACUAAGAUUUUAAAUUAUAAUCAACUUCUAAAUGAUACUUAAACCAUACUUUAUUUACAGCAUGACAAGGAAAAACGUGCUUAAACAAUUACAUUUGAAUACAUUAUGAUCCUCGCUUUCAUAGCCAGUAGUUUACUCAAUUUUAUCCUGCAUUUCACUAAAUCAUCAUCAUCAUCUCCCGUAGAUAAUUCCAUUGCAUCCCAUAUUGAGCACCCUCAAUCAAGUUGUCCUGGAUGUCUGAUGUCGUCCGACUACUUUGUUGGAGUGGAGGACGUCCUCGAUUACGGUAAGCAUCGUGUCUAGGUCUCCUUUCUAAAAUGUUCUUUGUCCAUCUUCCAUUUUUGAAUCUAGCAACAUGUUUCACUAAAUAUGUGACAUCAAAUACACUCAUUAUAUCGAUAUAUUUAAAAAUUUUAAACAACUGGUUCGUACAAUCCAAAUUCUGGGGAUUGUGUACUCAAGUGACUGAAAGAAUAGUACAAAGUACACCCAAGUCGUGAGUUAGCUUUUAGACUAUUUAAUUUUGUUAAUAUUUUUGUUGGCACUGCUCGCAAAGUAAGUAUUUAUAGUUAUAGAAUCCUAACUGUAUAUUUUGUAUUUACUCUAGGUUUUUUUUGUAAUUAAAGUGCAAUUUUUUAGAUACAGUGACAAAAAUAUUUACAAAUGUAUUCAAUUGUUUUCUGCACCAGUAGAAAUUAUAUAUAUAUUUUUUGUAAUCAA